This is a messenger RNA of Phoenix dactylifera (date palm), 2011 nucleotides long. RefSeq names its product putative F-box/LRR-repeat protein At3g28410. The record is from RefSeq and is a predicted model, not a curated record. Gene Ontology annotation, molecular function: protein binding. NCBI's taxonomy places the organism in Eukaryota, Viridiplantae, Streptophyta, Magnoliopsida, Arecales, Arecaceae.
UGUUCUCAAGAAAAAUUAAAACUGCAGCCCUAACUCUGAUGUGAGAUUUGGGAGAAGGCGGUCCGACUACUGCAGGUUAUUUCUAUCAAAACAUCCAAUUAUACCCUAAAGAUCUGAAUUUCUACUUUAAGAUUCGUAUUAAUAACGUCGACGGUCGAUCAUCCCUGCUCGAACCAUCCACCUGAUAGCGUGGGACUCCGUAGCGUAGAGUUUCGUGGGACAAGGGUGUUUGUUAUGAGCUCUCCUUGUCGAGAGAGGCUUCUUCCCCAAAUGGAACGCGAGGGCUGCUAGGUUCCAGAGACCCGACCGCCAUGCCGGCGAAGAAGAGGCAUCGCGAAUCGGACUUGGAAUCCGACAUGCCCUCCGGCCGGGAUCUCAUCGGCCUCCUUCCGGACUGCAUCCUCGCCCAGAUCCUGUCUCUCCUCUCCCUCAAAGAAUCCGCCCGAACCAGCGUCCUCUGCACCCGAUGGCGCCGCCUCUGGACCCUCGUCCCACUCCGCCUCCUCGACGACGACUCCCUCCGCUUCGAGAGAACCCCCUGUCAGAGCUACGACGCGCCGCGUUCCCUCACCGACGACGAGGCCUGGUGCGCCCGCUCCAUCACCCAAAUCCUCUCCUCCCACCCCGGACCCAUACGCAGCUGCCGCCUCGUCCGCCGCUUCUCCGACCUGCCCGCUGUAGACGGCUGGAUCCAGGCCCUGACCCGAAAAGACAUCCAAGAAUUCUUCGCAUCCUUCUUCGGCGCCCCGACGCCCCACCCGUUGCCACCUUCCCUCUUCCGCUGCGAAUCCCUGCGGAAGCUGAAUCUCGGUAACUGCCGCUUCCCGGAGCCUCCUCUCCCAUCUCCAACCUUCCCCAACCUCCGAGAUCUAACCCUGCGCUUCGCUUUCCUAACCGAUGGAGCCAUCACCAACUUGCUGUCCAAUUGCCCGGCCCUCCAGAGCUUAGCUCUGCUCAGGUGCUCCGGCCUCUCCAGAAUCACCAUCCGUUCGCCGUGUCUCUGCAGCCUGACGCUGACCAGGGCCAAUUCCAUCAAGAGGCUUGCCGUCGAGGAAGCCCCAGACCUCGAGCGCUUGAUGGUUACCGAAGACACGAUGCAGCAUACGGCUAUAGAGAUUGUCGGCGCCCCAAAGCUGCAGUUGUUAGGCUGCCUGUGUAUGUCUCUCAGGAAACUCGACUUCACCAAGCCUCGCAUCGAGGAUGCCAGAAGGCUAUUCAACUCGAGUAUUCUGGUGCAUAGUCUGAAAAUUCUGGGCGUCAGGGUGGAUUUCAACGAAGGGUACCAGAGGUACAAACUUUCUCGCUUGCUCAGAUGCUUUCCGUGCCUGGAAAGAUUGGAUGUUGAGGUUGUCGACAUGGGCUCGACGUAUGCUCGGCAGGAUUUGAACUAUUGGGAGCGUCAAGAUUCCUUUAAUUGCCUCGUUCAUCACUUAACAAGUGUGACACUGAAAGGUUUUCUAGGCCAAGCAGCUGAUCUGGGGUUCGCCAGGUUUCUUAUCUCAAAAGCACAGGUGCUCAAGGUGAUGACUCUUUAUUGUGCGUCUGCUUCCAGGAAGACAUGGGUAGAAGAUAAGAGAAGCUAUCUAUGCCUUGAUACUAGAGCUUCUUUUGAUGCUCGAGUAAUUAUUGCCAAAGACUUCAAUCUCCGUGACGUCUUCCAACCUUGGAAUUCCUUAUUAGAUUAGUAGUAACUGAGACUGGAACAGGAUGCUAGGGCCAGUCUAGUAAGUUUGUGUUUCAUUCUCCUCUUUUUAGUAGGAACCAUUCUGCCAUUUAGAUUAGCGUGAAUAGAAGACAGCAUUAGCAUGGACUAACACAAGGAAAACGAACACUGAAUGUUCCUAAUGGUGUUGAAAAUCUUUGUUAUUUCUCUAUCAAAAUGAUUAGUUGCUGAAAUUUUGUUUUGGAAGCCUGGUGUAAAUUGUUUCUAUUUAGAAUUUCAUAUGAAACUAUUUUCGAAACAAUUGGUUCUUAUUAGAGCAGAUAAUUAAUUAUGAUCCUGCUUUUUGUA